Messenger RNA from Passer montanus (Eurasian tree sparrow), 1824 nucleotides. Its product is annotated as KIAA0408 ortholog. Bases 1 to 1824 code for a protein of 607 amino acids. Lineage: Eukaryota; Metazoa; Chordata; Aves; Passeriformes; Passeridae. The record is from RefSeq and is a predicted model, not a curated record. The transcript has 4 exons.
AUGACUGUCCAUGAUAGCAAGGCCAUUCAGAGCAAGAUGCUGCAGCUGUCCAUGCAUUCCCCUGCUUUGCAAGAAACUGACACAGCAGAGCUGAACUGUCAACACAAUGUGGCAAACAACAGAAUGGAGAAAGGGAGUCUGCUUGGUGUACACCAAUGGAAGGAGCCCAGAGACACCAGCAGAAACCAUAUUCUGUUAGUGGACAGUCUGGCCUUUGAGAACCACAAAGAACCUGAAGACAGCCUCACCAUUAAAACUUCUGAUCAAAAUACCAAGAAUUAUAUUGGUGAUCUCAAUGUAGCUCUUAAAGAACUUGCCAGAGUCAGUGAAGAAUUAUGCAGCUAUCAAGAGGAAAUUCGAAAGAAAUCCAAUCACAGAAGAAUGAAGUCACUUCCUUUCCUGGGGGAAUUUGAGGAAACCCAAAACACAGUUAUUCUGCCUGAGAUGAACCAUGUGUCCAGCAAUGAAUCACAGACUUCAGUUGCUUUUGAAACAGAGGAACAUAAUAAUAGAAAGAAUCUGAUGAGCUCCACCAAGGCUUUGAAGGACAUUUCUUAUGGUAGUCUUACUGGUGGCAUAGGAACAGAUUUCAGACCCUGGCAAAAGAAAGAAGCUCCACCAGUUCCUCCACGGAGCACUUCUCGGCACCUAACUAACUCACUUUCUGCAGUCAUACAGCUUUCAGAAGCACCCGUAAGAGAUCCAGGCAUCAAAAGCAAUUGCAAGGCUCAGGAUUGUUGGUAUGGGGGGAAACUGAGGAAUCCUUCACCUGUAAACAAAAAUCAAUCUGCAGUAGCCUGUGCAAAUGAAGGUCAGGCUGUGAAAGUCCCUGUGAUGGUAACUGCUGCAAUACCUGUAACCAAAAAUGAGUGCAAUGUUCCAACAAAUUUUUGCCACAACACAUGGGCAUAUGAUAUGGGCAAGCUUGGAAAAGACAAUAAAAAUGAGCCUUCCCCACUGUCAGCCCAAAAGAGUUGUUCAGAUGGAAAUAUGGCCCAAAGCAACAAGAUGCAUCAGAAACAAAACACAAAGUCUCACAGCAGCCCUUUUUACAGUAAUGACUUUUAUGCCCCUGCUACCUCACACAAUGAUCUUUUGGAAGACGCCAGGUAUCCUUUGGGAAAGACCCAAAGGAAUGAAACGCUAGCAGCAAAGAUUGAUGAGUUUAAUCGGACUAUAUUUCACACAGAUAAACGUAACAAUGCUCUGCAGGAAAAUCAGGUGUCUCAAACAGCAUCAGAAGAUCACAAACCCUGUGUGACUCUGUGUGACUCUGCUGCUAGCAGGGCAGAAACUGUAAAUACAUCUUGUGUUUCAAAUCCCAAGCUCUCUGCAACAAAGGAGCAAGAAACUAACAACCCCAGCAAAGCUGUCAGGACAGCAGGGCAACAAAAACACAUGAAUGGACUUCCAAAUACUAGUGGUUAUAGGCACAUGCUUCACGAGCAUGACUGGAGACCAAGUAAUUUAUCCGGCCGCCCGCGUUCAGCUGACUCAAGGUCCAACUAUGGUGUUGUUGAAAAGCUUUUGAAAAACUAUGAAAAAUCAACUGCGACUUCUCCGUGUAAUUCAAAAUGCUGCAAAGAUAAGAGGACACAGGCAAAUUCUGAAUUCACCAAUGGGGGUUGCGAGACACUGAGUCAGUAUUUAGAAAUGCUCCAGAUUGAGCAAGAAAAACAAGACUUCCCAAGGAAUUCAGCCAGGCAUAUUGGGCAGCAACUCAAGCAAGGAAAAGAGAGACAGAAGUUACCAGAGCAACCAGUUCCACACUGUUGUGUUUUGUCCAAGAGUGACCCCCACCACAUGCCGGACAAAGCAUUCUGA